AGCUUGCACUUGUUUGAACAUGUUCAAAAUCCAUAUUUCCGAAGACAAAAUCAAAACAAGCACAGACAGUGCAGCGCAUACUAGUCAUAGACCAGCAAGCACUGCGGCCUGGCCUGUUUUGUAUUCAGAAAUCAUCUGUGCGGAAUGGUGUGAGGAAAGGCGGACACAGAGUUCUGGCAAGAUGCAGGCUUUGCCGUCAUGCAAGUAUGGUGCUAAUUGUUACCGGAAAAACCCUGCUCACCUAGCGCAGUUCUCUCAUCCUGGCACUCCACUCGCAAAGGGUGAUAGCCAGGACAGUGGCAAUGACGAGCCUGCGGCCAAGAGACCCCGUCCGUCACCAUGCCCUGCCUCACCCACUUCAGUGACAGCUACUGCAGCAUCAUCUCGUACCGCUGGUGGCAACACUGAACAGGCAGGCUCGCAGGUAGAUAGUGCUGUUGCUACAGCAGCAUCCAGUCAGGCCUCUACAUCACCGGCAGCAUCUCCCGCUCCUUCCAAUGAUGAUGGUGAUUGUGAAAGCAUCGACUUGACACAAUGCCCUGCAUAUGUUACUGGCGACGAAACAUCCCGCGAGGCAACUGCGGAUUGGCUUCGAGAAGCGUAUGGUGUUCCUUUCCCCGCGGAUUUUUUUUGCUUGUGGGACUUCUGCUAUGGACAGUGUCCCGCGUCACCAAAAGAUGCUCUGAAGCCUCUCCUUGGUGUCAAGCUUAUGGGACCGUAUGAUUUCCUUGCUGGCCUGUUUGCUGAUGAAUCCAUCUUAUCCGUGAAGUCAGUGCACCUCCACCAUCGCUUUUACUUUGACCAGCCAGAGCUUCUCACCAUCCUGGCUGAAGACAAGGAAGACGGUCAGCAUCUGGGCUAUUUCAGGGAUGACCCAAGCGAUGCUCCGGCGUUUGUGGCACUCAGCAGUAACUGGUCGGAUUGCACGCUGGCUCCUGUUGCCAACAAUGCCUUGGCUGCAGUUGUGUUUAUUGCAGACAAGCUCUUGGAGAGAGAGAAGAACAAAGCAAAAGUGAGUGAAUUGAAAACUCUGCGUGACAACCUAACUGUAUACGCAGCUCAGCACAACUGCCCUGUUUCGGUGAAGAACGUUGACCACCUACGUUCUAAGAAGAUAGUGGGUAGGCCGCUGAACCGAAUCGGUAUUGUGGUACCGUAUGACAAGGAGGAAGACGUUGGCUAUCGCCCCCUUCCAAUGACGAAUGGUAAAUUGAAGACACUGCUCGAUCGGAUAGCGCAGAGCAAGACGAAAGAGGAGCGUGAGCGCCACGGUGAUGACCUGCAUCAGAUAGUGACAUUCGUGCAGUUUGCUAACGAUGAGUGCGACUAUGGCAUGGGCCUGGAGCUGGGCAUAGAUCUGUUCGCACAUGGCUCCAAGGUCUUCCACUCUACCCUCAGUCAUCUGCUGCCCACAGCGUACGAGUUGCUAGGCAGGGAUACGUUCGCUCGCGUUAUCAGACUGCAUCUGGCAAACCGCACCAAGUCUAUCAGUAUAUGAUGAUGGUCGAUUGCUUCUAAUCUUUCGAUCGCCAGUAUCCGUCACUUCGGCGCAGAGCUCUGUGCCACUGCGUCCUGUUGCUAUUUCCUGCCAGCUGUGCAUGCGUGCUGCAUACCUAUCAUGCUCCAGUUCACAACAAAGACUGGAGGAGUGGAAGGACAGUGCAUUACGCAACUCAUUAGGACAGUUAGAAGAUGGCUGUACCCAGCCCGGUGCCACCGCUGUACGUGCGCAGUAGCGCAUACCAUUACGAUACCACUUUUUUAAUUACCACAUGUAUACCACAAAUUAGAACACUAAAAAGACAAGGUAAAACAAAAUUCCUCUACGAUUGCAUGAGCAUAAGAAGUCUUACAUCAUAGAAUGACGACGAAGACAUGAGACAGGAGCACUCUACAAACUAACGUUACGUGUCAUAUCUGUACUAUUAAUUUCCAAUUUCCAUCAAUAAUAAUUAUGGAUCCCCACAUACUAGCAGUAUGCAUGUAGACUGUAGGGUGCAAAAAUAUUUGGAAAUGCGGUUUAAAAAAAAUCCUGAUGGAACUGUGAACUGAAUUUGAUAGUCUUUGAACAAAAGGAUGAGGUUCUAAUUUGAUGAUCAAGGAAUAUGCUGUGG
Sycon ciliatum is the source of this 2114-nucleotide messenger RNA. Its product is annotated as histone PARylation factor 1-like. Gene Ontology annotation, cellular component: nucleus. The record is from RefSeq and is a predicted model, not a curated record. Gene Ontology annotation, biological process: DNA damage response; regulation of protein ADP-ribosylation. The transcript has 7 exons. NCBI's taxonomy places the organism in Eukaryota, Metazoa, Porifera, Calcarea, Leucosolenida, Sycettidae. Bases 20 to 1498 code for a protein of 492 amino acids. Gene Ontology annotation, molecular function: poly-ADP-D-ribose binding; histone binding.